AUGUCUUACGCCCUGGAAACCAAGAAACGAAAGUUUCAUAGAGUCCUUGAGUCGAUCUCCAAACCUCUGGCCAGCGAUGCAGCUUCGAAAGCUGCAAAGGAUCCCGACAUGGCGGCACACGAACGCCUCGCCACUCCACCAUCGAUCAAGAGAGUUCGGGUCAGCGACGGACCUCUUGACGGGAUAACGUCCAAGACAGAGAUCUCUAAAAUAAUCAGAACCUCCCCCAGUGCCGCGAAUGUCCGUCCCAAUUUCGUUCCCUGGGACCGUGAGCGUUUUCUCGAACGGCUCGAGACGUUCCGCCCGGUCACGCGAUGGUCUCCCAAACCGGCGCCUAUAAACGAGGUCGAAUGGGCGAAACGUGGGUGGUCGUGCACAGAUUACAUGCGAGUUACAUGUGUUGGAGGCUGUGGAAGCUCUGUGGUCGUCAAGCUCCCCGAGGAGGUGGAUGAUUUCGAUGACUUGGACAGUGACAAAGUGCGGGAAAGGAAGGAAGUCCGAGCGAAGGUCGUUGACGAAUACACGCGAAUCUUGGCAGAAGGCCAUAGUGAACAUUGCCCGUGGAGGAACAAGGGUUGCGAUGCCACGAUCCAUCGUCUGCCAUUGACGAAUCCAGAUGUCGCCAUAAGUGCACUUCAUAAGCGCUAUUUGAAGGUCGCCGAUAUGGGAUCUGAAUUGCCCUCCAGAGAGACUAUCGAAAUACCUGAAGGUUUUAAAGUGGAGGAGAUUAUAAAGAUGUUACCACCGGAUUUUCUCCAGCGGCAGGAAUCCACAUCGACUACAGUCGAGCCUGGAGCUUCUCGCGAACAAAGUCAAGAAGAUGGACAGAAAUCGGCAGAAACGGAUAAUGUCGAACGACAGAUCGAUGAGACGGCCUUUGCUUUGGCGUUCUUUGGCUGGGAUGUCGUGAAAGACGGUUCGAGUGGUCUUCUAGAAUGCCGGGCAUGUUUUAGGCGGUUAGGUCUGUGGCUGUACAAGCCAAAAGAGGACGGGCGGAGUGCAGUCUACAGCAAGCUUUCUGUUACGAACGAGCACAUGGAUUACUGCCCCUGGAUCAAUGGGAAGGCCCAGAGCGGCACUGGGAAGACGACUGAGAAGACGGAAGAUCUCCACUGUGGCUGGGAGAUCCUCGCCCAAAGCAUCAAGACGAAACAUCGCCGUCGUGUCAGAUCCAUGUCCACUUCUGAGAAGCUUCACGUGGAUUCCGACGUCAGCUCCGUCGAUUACACCGCUGUCGACGAAGAAACGCAAAAGGCUAAAGACAGAGAAUGGUGGUCGAAACUCCGGCGAGUGAGAGAGGCUCUCCAUGUCAGGGCCCACAGAAAGUCAGUCUCUAGCAGCAAAUCACGAUGA
Molecule: messenger RNA, 1353 nt
Organism: Rasamsonia emersonii CBS 393.64
Lineage: Eukaryota; Fungi; Ascomycota; Eurotiomycetes; Eurotiales; Trichocomaceae
Exons: 3
Coding region: 1-1353 (450 amino acids)
Cellular component (GO): nucleus
Molecular function (GO): zinc ion binding
Source: RefSeq, a predicted model, not a curated record